Musa acuminata AAA Group (dessert banana) is the source of this 1026-nucleotide messenger RNA. RefSeq names its product protein SODIUM POTASSIUM ROOT DEFECTIVE 2. Lineage: Eukaryota; Viridiplantae; Streptophyta; Magnoliopsida; Zingiberales; Musaceae. The transcript is spliced from 4 exons. The record is from RefSeq and is a predicted model, not a curated record. Gene Ontology annotation, molecular function: metal ion binding. The coding region runs from base 213 to 785 and encodes 190 amino acids.
AGUUUUCUUUGAGGACGUCUGCAAGCUCUUUGUAGCACUGCUGAAACUUGUGGGCUUCAAUAAUGGAUUAACCGUAGGGGAAUGCAGAGAUUACAGAUAACUAAAUCUUCCCACCUUCUAUAUAUCCAUGCUUAUAAGAAAAGAGAGGAGCUAACUUCUCCUGCGUCUCCCCGGCAUCAGCAGCUAUAUGCACAAGCAUAGAUCGGCGGUCCAUGGUACAGCCGAGCACCGGCAGAGCCAUCGACCGCCACACGCCUCAUCUGAGAGAUCCGCGACGAGUUAAGGCGACUGUUAACUCCAUGUCUCAGACCCCCACCAAGCCAAAAACCUGCAACCAGAAGAACGGGAAGAGCUUGGAAAGACCAAGUGAUGCGUUCGGUGUGCCAGGCUCUACUCGGUAUCUACUGGAUGAUGAAGCCGAUGAUGCCUACUUCAAUACCAUGUUGCCUGAUCUGGAACCUGUCCCUCCUCUUAUAUCCUUGGGGCCACCUUCUCUACGAGCUCUGAUGAGAGAAGAACAGAGAAGACCGAGGCCAUCUUCUGCUGCCAGAAGGCAAGACCAGGUUGUGGUGUUGAGGGUGUCUUUGCACUGCAAGGGCUGCGAAGGGAAGGUCAGGAAGCAUAUUUCGAGGAUGGAAGGGGUGACAUCGUACGACAUAGACUUCGCGACGAAGAAGGUGACGGUGGUCGGGGACGUGACGCCACUGGGAGUUCUGAGUAGCAUCUCUAAGGUGAAGCAUGCACAAUUCUGGCCAUCGCCACCCCGCGCACCGGCUUCCCUGUGACGAGAAAGGCUGUAAAAAGGAGAAUGUAGUGUCUGUAAAAAAGAAGAGAAGAUAUGUAGCGUGCAUCUUCUCGGAUGUUUGGUGUAGAGCAUGAUGAACCCGUGCGAUGGUGGUGCGUCUGGCAAAGAAAGGGAUGAUAGACUUGAUUCAUCUCCGUGUCAUUUUGGUCAUCAUGAAUCCCAUCUGUUCCUUAUCCACUAGAGAAAAAGAGAAAACUUGUUGGUCUGCCUGAUCACUAUAA